Messenger RNA from Phymastichus coffea, 884 nucleotides. RefSeq names its product 26S proteasome non-ATPase regulatory subunit 8 (gene Rpn12). Gene Ontology annotation, biological process: proteasome-mediated ubiquitin-dependent protein catabolic process. Gene Ontology annotation, cellular component: cytosol; nucleus; proteasome regulatory particle. The transcript is spliced from 3 exons. Lineage: Eukaryota; Metazoa; Arthropoda; Insecta; Hymenoptera; Eulophidae. Gene Ontology annotation, molecular function: toxin activity. The coding region runs from base 32 to 826 and encodes 264 amino acids. The record is from RefSeq and is a predicted model, not a curated record.
GUUUUUGUCGUCUCUCAAACAACUCUAAACAAUGGCGGCACUCAAAGAAGUAGUCAAUAAAUCGCAAGUUUUAAAGCAAGAAUGGAAUAAAUCUUCACACAAUCUUAAAAAAUGUGAAGAAUUAUUAAGUCAACUAAAGAUUGCUCUUACAAACUUGACAUUUUUGCCAACAAAAGGCUCUGCUUCCAAGGAAGAAUUGUUGAUAGCAAGAGAUGUUCUGGAAAUUGGAGCACAGUGGAGCAUUGAAAGUGAAGAUAUUCCAUCUUUUGAACGUUAUAUUGCACAAUUGAAAUGUUAUUAUUUUGAUUACACAAGUCUGCCAGAAUCUGCAUACAUGUAUCAACUUCUGGGACUCAAUCUUCUUUUUUUAUUGUCACAAAAUAGAGUAGCUGAAUUCCAUACUGAAUUAGAACGACUCCCUGUAGAUUGUAUUCAAACAAACAUUUACAUAAGACAUCCAUUGAGCUUGGAACAAUAUUUAAUGGAAGGUUCUUACAAUAAGAUUUUUCUUGCCAAGGGGAAUGUACCUGCAGCAUCAUAUAACUUUUUCAUCGAUAUUUUACUAAAUACUGUUAGGAAUGAAAUUGGAGCUUGUAUGGAAAGUGCUUUUGAAAAGAUCUCUAUUAAAGAUGCUGCACGCAUGUUAAAUUUAAAUACAGAAAAAGAAACAGUGCUAUUUUGCAACAAAAAGAAGUGGAUGUUUGCUAAAGAUGGUUACCUGUAUUUUGGAGAACCAAAUGAAAAGAAAAUUGAAGAGCCAGUACCAAGUACUGAUUUGGUUACUCUUACAAUUGAUUACGCAAGAGAACUGGAAAUGAUUGUUUAAAGUGAUUUUAUUUAUGAACGUCAAACAAAUUUUGAAUAAAUUAUUUAUUAGAAAAUUA